Molecule: messenger RNA, 1526 nt
Organism: Betta splendens (Siamese fighting fish)
Lineage: Eukaryota; Metazoa; Chordata; Actinopteri; Anabantiformes; Osphronemidae
Product: heme-binding protein 1-like
Exons: 5
Coding region: 280-852 (190 amino acids)
Source: RefSeq, a predicted model, not a curated record
CCAGGACGCAACGGAGGAGGAGGAGGAGGAGGAGGAAGGCGGGCACACUCCACCCACCCGAGUGGAGCCUCAUUUCAUCCCUUGGUUCCUCGGAGGGCGACGAGUGAGCAUCUCUUCCCGAAGUCUCCGAAAGGACGCGGGUGACGCGUCCGCUGAGGAAUUAGACGACCCCAUAAGGACGCGCAGAGCCGAGAGCUCGCGCCUGGUCACAACAAGGGCGACACUGAGCAAAAGUAGCCGACGGAGCGGAGCGACGCGAGCGGACGCGUCCGAAGCGACAUGUUUGGAAUGAUCAAGAACUCGCUCUUCGGAAACACCGAAGAGACGGAAUACAAACUGCUGAGCAGCGAGACGAAGGACGGCGUGAGCUUCGAGGUGCGGCGCUACGAUGCUGCCAAGUUUGCGGUGGUCUCCUCCGAGGGACGGAACUUCGACCAGGUGACGGGGGAGCUGAUGAGGAAGCUGCUCAUGUACAUCGGAGGCAGCAACGAGCAAGGUGAAUCCAUGGGCACCGCAGCUCCCAUCAUCAUCACAGUGUUCCCGCGGAACGACGGCGUGCUGUCCCGCCGUUUGAUGGUUGCCAUCAAAAUCCCCUCGGUCUACCAGCAGUGUCCUCCCAACCCCUCGGACGCCACCAUCCAGAUCGAGGAGAGGCCCGGCAUGACCGUCUACGCUCUGCAGUUCGGAGGCUUUGCGGGGGAGAGCGAGUUCCGGGCGGAGGCCCUGCGUCUGACGCGCACCCUGGGCGAGACGGCCCCCUUCCAGCGCAAGCAGUACUUCUGCUGCAGCUACGACCCGCUGAGGCCUUACGGACGCCGCAACGAGGUGUGGUUCCUCCAGGAGGAGCCGUAGGAACCGCCGGCCGCGCUCUUCCCGACCUCAGCUACACUUCCAUCACACACAGACACACAGUCCUGGAGCUCUGACGUUGGAGCAGUAGGAGCAACGAGGAGCUGCUUAGACCUUUGAACACAGACGGAGGAUUUCCAUGCUGCUGCACCAUCUGAGCUUCUGUUUGUUGAAGUUAGAUUUCAGUGUCGGUGCUGCAGCAUUUUCUCAAUUCAUUAUCACAUUUUCUAUAUUUAAACUUGUAGCUCAGAAACAAAAACACAUGACAAAAGUGAAUAAAACAAGUGACAGUUUAGUUUUGCAGCUGCUGACGCAGGUUUACAGGUGGAGGCAGAGGUCACUUCAACAGACAGUCCAGACAUGUUUGUCCUGAGAACACGCACAUUAGAAAAAAUAACCUUAGAGACGUGGAAAUAAAAGCACAUCCUGACUAAGGAACAAGACUGAACCAGGAUUUGAGCCAUAAAGUAGAACUAGCAGUCAUGAAUCAAUGGGCUGUGAGCAGAACACGCUCACUGCUGUUGAGGUACAAAUAUGUGACUAUAAACUACAUUGGUCCUGAAAACAUUUGUGUUUUAGUGCAUGAUGUGAUUUAAUGUCGUCAGACUCCAGUAGAUGUUGUAUCAUGUGGCUGUGCAGUGAAUGUAACGGAAUAAAUGUCCUUCAGUUGCAGCGUG